Cicer arietinum (chickpea) is the source of this 1694-nucleotide messenger RNA. Lineage: Eukaryota; Viridiplantae; Streptophyta; Magnoliopsida; Fabales; Fabaceae. The record is from RefSeq and is a predicted model, not a curated record.
UAAUAUUGGUUGUUGACAUAAUUAAUGAGAAAGUAUCCCCACACACAUACUAGAGUUUAUAAAUACACAACCUAGGUUCAAAGUAAUUAAUUGUCUAAUCUCUCUGCAACAAUAUUUGAACAUGACUUCCCCUACCACUAAACGAGUUUCAGAAUGUUUUAUCAAGCCAAUUCAUCCUAUCAAAGAAUCAAAUCAAAUAUGUUAUUUAACAGGUUGGGAUAUUGCUAUGUCAUCUAUGCACUACAUCCAAAAAGGAUUAUUAUUUACAAAACCAACACCACAAAAAUUCAUUGAGAAACUCAAACACUCUCUCUCUAUUGCACUUUUCCAUUUCUACCCUCUUUCUGGUCGCCUUGUCACCCACAAAAGUCAACACCCUCAUUCUUAUACAAUUUUCAUUGAUUGUAGUAAUAAUAAUCCUGGAGCUAGAUUCAUCUACGCAACUUUGGAUGUGUCCAUUUCCCAUAUCCUCUCACCAGUUGAUGUUCCUCCUUUUGUUGACUCAUUUUUUGAUCUCAACAAAGCAACCAACCACGAUGGUCACACCCUUCCACUUUUAUCAAUUCAAGUCACUGAGUUAAUAGAUGGUGUUUUCAUAGGUUGUUCCAUGAAUCAUUGUAUUGGUGAUGGAACUUCUUUCUGGAAUUUUUUUAAUGUAUGGUCUGAGAUAUUUCAACAUGAAAACGAUGUUCAUGUUCAUGUUUCUCACAAUCGUUGGUUUCCAAAUGGUUAUGGUCCACCAACCAAUCUUCCCUUCAAACAUCACGAGGAGUUUAUCAACAAAUAUGAAUCACCUAAUUUUAGAGAUAGAUUCUUCCAUUUUACGUGUAUUGCAAAGUUGAAACAAAAGGCAAAUAAGGAAUACAAGACAACAAAAAUAUCUUCGUUCCAAGCCUUAUCAGCACAUGUUUGGAGAUGUGUGACACGCGCGCGAGGACUAAGAGAUGAUCAAAAAACCAGUUGUAAGUUAGCCAUAAACAAUAGAUUGAGAAUGGAACCGCCUCUUCCAAAAGAAUACUUUGGAAACUCGGUUGAUGUGGUUAGUACAGAAACGAGUGUGAAGGAAUUGGUUGAGAAUGAUUUGGGAUGGGCAGCAUGGAAAGUGCAUAUGAGUGUUGUGAAUCAUGAUGACAGAGAAGUGAGAGAGAUGAUUCAAAAGUGGUUAGAGGAUCCUGUUGUUUACCAACUUGGUCGACACUUUGAUCCUUAUAGUAUUACAGUGUCAAGUUCACCGAGGUUUAAUAUGUAUGGGAAUGAAUUUGGAAUGGGGAAAGCUGUGGCGGUUUUGAGUGGAUAUGCAAAUAAAUUUGAUGGGAAUGUGUCAUCAUAUGAGGGGUAUGAACCUGGAACUAUAGAUUUGGCGCUAACUCUUACACCUCAUGCAAUGAUGGCGUUGGAAUCGGACCCUCACUUCCUCAAUCCACUUUAACUGUCCUGCACUAUCUACUACUUUCAUACGGUCGAUCUUUUUUCUUUACCACCUCUUUCUUAAUCAAAAUAAGGUUUUUUUUAGCAAUUAAUAAAAAUAAGAAAAAGUCACAUAGAUAGAAAUAGAGGAAAUGAUAUGAUACAUGUACUGUGUUCGUCAUACGAUAAGAAGAGAAAAAAAAAUGAUUUGUAUAAAAUUAGAAGUGUUUAAAUAUAAGAGUCAACCAAAAAAAGAUGAUAUAUAUAUAUAUUUAUAUAAAAGAAAA